Messenger RNA from Vicia faba (fava bean), 450 nucleotides. NCBI's taxonomy places the organism in Eukaryota, Viridiplantae, Streptophyta, Magnoliopsida, Fabales, Fabaceae. The record is from the annotation of a GenBank genome assembly.
AUGCAGUCGAAAAUGGAAUGGAGAAAGAGAUAUAUAAAGUUUGAAUUUAGGGAUAAAAUCGAAAGUGUACAGUUAGGUCUCAAACAAAUUGUCUCUGAUCUUCCCCUGGGUCUAGCAGUGGUUGAUGAAAACCGUGAUUUGCUCUUCCUUAGUUCGAUGCCGAUUCGUAACCUGGAAAAGGGGGCGGAGGCUGGAGUAAGGGCACUUGUUGUUGCCGCUCUUAGAGUAAGAAGAUCAGAGCUUAGCUUAAGGUUCACUUUUAGACAGAUGGGCCUAGACCUUUUGCCUCCUUCCUUCAAAGAGCUGAUUCGUGACAAGAGAAGAGCCUUGGAAACGACUAAAAGGCUAGUACCGUAUACGACAACAAGACCAACAAGAGUUCCUACUCAUACUCUUACUAAAGCACCGACAACUCCAACUGUAGCAGCGGUUAUUGCCAACAGCGUCUAA